AUGGGGGAUGUGAAGAGAAGUGGAGGAGAUAGUAGCAGCGAAGAUGAAGAUCCCAAGUGGAAAGCCGCCAUUAAUUCGAUAGCUACCACCACCGUUUACGGCGCCUCCGCCGCGAAACCCGCAGCGGCUCAGUCAUACGAAGAUGGAGAUUUUCGACCCAAAACUAAAAAGCUAACCCAUGCCCAAAUCAAGGUGAAGAAGCUUUUGAAUGAAAUGGUGGAGAACACUCUAGACUUUGUGAAAGAUCCUGUCAAUGUCCCCGAGGAGAAACCCGAGGAGGAGACUGAUUGUGGAGUUCGGCUAUUUAAACGGUGUUCCACUGGCAUCAUCUUUGAUCAUGUAGAUGAGCUUCAAGGACCCAAAAAGAAGCCUAAUCUACGCCCUGGUAGAGGAGACGAAGGAAACUCUAAAGAGUUGAAGAAACGAAUAAAAGCAAUCGCUGUUAAUGGCUCUGAUGUUUUAGCUGCUGCUAUGGAAGCAGCUAAGAGAGCCUCAGCUAGAGUAGCGGCGAAAGAAGCAGCUGCAAAAGCUAAAGCUAAGAAGGAAGAAGAGCGAGUCGCGGAACUGAAGAAAGUCAGAGGAGAGAAAUGGCUACCUUCUGUUGCACGAGAAAUGCAGCUUAACAAAUGGAGAUCUGCAAAGUCGUAA
Microthlaspi erraticum is the source of this 648-nucleotide messenger RNA. The record is from the annotation of a GenBank genome assembly. NCBI's taxonomy places the organism in Eukaryota, Viridiplantae, Streptophyta, Magnoliopsida, Brassicales, Brassicaceae.